Pecten maximus is the source of this 1296-nucleotide messenger RNA. RefSeq names its product probable serine/threonine-protein kinase clkA. NCBI's taxonomy places the organism in Eukaryota, Metazoa, Mollusca, Bivalvia, Pectinida, Pectinidae. The transcript is spliced from 2 exons. The coding region runs from base 1 to 1296 and encodes 431 amino acids. The record is from RefSeq and is a predicted model, not a curated record.
AUGUCUCAGCCUAGUACACUGUCGCCUGAUACUGAAGUAACUUCUGAUGAGGUCUGUAGCAGGCCCGUCUACCUCAUAGGCUCACAGUUUCUCCAGCAGCAGUCCAAGGGAAAGACAGUUGAGGGCCUUGGACAAGUACAAAUUAGCAUACCACCAACAAAGAGGAUUUGUUAUACCAUUGUUACUAUACAUGCUAAUCCACCGACAACCACAGCACAGCAAGUAUCAACUACCGUACAUCCUCCACCAACCAUAGCACAGCAAGCAAGAACAGCCAAACGUCCUCCAACCACCACAACACAACAAAGAAACAACUACCGUAUAUCCUCUACUAACCACACCACAACAAGUAACAACUACCGUACAUCCUCCACAAACCACAGCACAGCAAGUAACAACUACCGUACAUCCUCUACCAACCACAGCACAGCAAGUAACAACUACCGUACGGCCUCCACCAACCACAGCACAGCAAUCAACAACUACCAUACGUCCUCCACCAACCACAGCACAGCAAGUAACAACUACCGUACAUCCUCCACCAACCACAGCACAGCAAGUAACAACUACCGUACAUCCUCCGCCAACCACAGCACAACAAGUAACAACUUCCGUACAUCCUCCACCAACCACACCACAGCAAGUAACAACUACCGUACAUCCUCCGCCAACCACAGCACAACAAGUAACAACUUCCGUACAUCCUCCACCAAGCACACCACAGCAAGUAACAACUACCGUACAUCCUCCACCAAGCACAGCACAGCAAUUAACAACUACCGUACAUCCUCCACCAACCACAGCACAGCAAGUAACAACUACCGUACAUCCUCCACCAACCACACCACAGCAAGUAACAACUACCGUACAUCCUCCACCAACCACAGCACAGCACGUAGCAACUACCGUACAUCCUCCACCAACCACAGCACAACAAUUAACAACUACCGUACAUCCUCCACCAACCACAGCACAACAAGUAACGACUACCGUACAUCCUCCACCAACCACAGCACAGCAAUUAACAACUACUGUACAUCCUCCACAAACCACAGCACAGCAAGUAACAACUACCGUACGUCCUCCACCAACCACAGCACAGCAAGUAGCAACUACCGUACAUCCUCCACCAACCACAGCACAGCAAGUAACAACUACCAUACGUCCUCCACCAACCACAGCACAGCAAGUAACAACUACCGUACGUCCUCCACCAACCACAGCACAGCAAGUAACAACUACCGUACAUCCUCCACCAACCACACCAAGGUUAGGUAUAUCUAUCACAAUGGAUGA